AUGCCUGUUCCAGGAAGAAGGAAAGGUUCCUUCCUUCCGCUGCUACCUUUACUUGUUAUUUUUAUACUGUCUGUUGGCGCAAAUGCAGCUGCCGCAGCUUUGGGCAUUGACUUUGGUACUGAAUACAUAAAAGCCGCAAUCGCUAAACCAGGGAGCCCAAUCGAAAUAGUCCUUACGAAAGACUCGAAAAGAAAAGAGGCGGCUGUACUGGGCUUCAAGCCUUCGAGAGCCCAAGCGAACGACAAGGAUGCCUACCCAGAACGAUUGUAUGGAGGAGACGCGCUGGCUGUGGCAGCUCGAUAUCCUGCAGACACCUACCCCAACCUCAAGACUCUACUGGGACUAGCGGUUGAGGAUGAGUCCGUGGCAGGAUUUAGUAGUCGGUACCCGAGUUUGCAGACUCAACCUAUUUCCAGAGAAGAUGGAAGAAGCACAUUUGGUUUCAUAAGCUCGAACUUGCGCAGAUCGGAACCACUCAUGGUAGAAGAGCUGGUAGCAAUGCAACUACAGAAUAUCAAGGCCAAUGCCGAAGCAGCAGUAGGUAAAAGCAAUUUUGUGGCCGAUGCAGUCAUCACAUAUCCUGCUUUUUACACGGCUGAAGAGAAGAAGGCUCUAGAACUUGCAGCAGAUCUAGCUGGUCUACGUUUGCUAGGUCUAAUUAGUGAUGGCCAAGCCGUAGGCUUGAACUAUGCCACAACGCGUACGUUGGACAGCAAGAAGAAGGAUAUCGAGCCGGAGUAUCAUGUUGUCUAUGACAUGGGAGCUGGUUCUACUACUGCAACUGUGUUCAAGCUGUACGGAAAGACAGUCAAAGGCCCAGGUCGGAAGAACCAGACUGUGCCGGAGGUUCAAGUCUUGGGCGUUGGUUACGAUCGUCAACUCGGUGGUGAAGCGCUCAAUGAUCUGAUUGUGCAGGAUAUGAUCGGGAAAUUUGUUGAGACCAGUAAAGCCAAAGCACUGAGCAUUAGUGCCUCGCAACUUGAAAAGGACGGCAAGACAUUAGCGAGACUUCGAAGGGAUGCAGAAAAAGUUCGACAAGUGCUCAGUGCCAAUCAGCAGGCUUCUGCCAGCUUCGAAGGCCUAUAUCAUGAAGAUGUGAACUUCAAGUACACAUUGACACGUGCUAACUUCGAACGAUUGGCUGAGUCUUUCAUCUUGCGCAUUGCUGCACCACUAUCUUCUGCUCUUCAAAUGGCAGAUAUUACUUUGGCAAACGUUGAAUCUAUCAUCCUCCAUGGUGGUCUGACAAGAACUCCUUUUGUUCAAGCUGAAGUAGAGAAGGCUGCAACUUCAGCCAGCAAGGUCAAGACGAACAUCAAUGCAGACGAGGCAGCCGCAUUUGGUGCAGCAUUCAAAGCAGCAAGUCUGAGCGCCAGCUUCCGCGUAAAGGACAUUCGAACGACCGAUAUAUCUGGUUCUUCCUAUACUAUGAAAUGGAAAGCAGACGGCAAAGAUCGUCAACAGAAGUUGUUCCUAGAAACUUCGCAAGUCGGGCCUGAGAAGUCGGUCACAGUCAAGAGCACGGAUGAUUUGGUCAUUGAGUUUUCGCAGACGUCGCCAUAUCAAGACGCAACACGGGCAAUUUUGAAUGUCGAGACUACUAACAUGACAAAAUCAGCGAACGAGCUGAAGAGCGCCUAUGGGUGUGCUAAUCAAAAUAUUACCACAACCUUCACUAUUCGGCUUAGUCCUUUCGACGGACUUCCCGAGAUUGUGUCUGGAAGCGUCAGCUGCGAAGCACAAAAACUCAAGGAAGGUACAGUUAUGGACAAUGUUAAGGGCAUGUUUGGUUUCGGCUCGAAGAAGGAAGGCCAGGAACCAUUGAAAAACGAUCAGGAGACACUUGAAGAUUCAACCAGCGAAACACCACUGCCGGUCGACGACCCUACAAGUUCAGGUACACUUGUGUCAGAAGCAACUGCUAAAGCGUCUGAAAGCCAGACUAGGAGUGCCAAAACGGCACCGACACCAUCUACAAUCACCAUACCGCUCGCUCUCAAACCUGCCAUAUUAGGAGCUGGGGCCCCUCCUCGCAAAGCUCUACCUGUUAUCAAGCAGCGAUUGGUCGCAUUCGACAAUUCUGACCGCAAUGCCGCACUGAGGUCCGAAGCUCUCAAUGUACUUGAAGCAUUCACAUACCGAGCACGUGACUAUCUUGAGGACGAUUCUUUCGCUAAAUUUUCGACUGAAACCUCGCGUAAGACUUUAGCGGAACAGCUGUCCAAAGUCUCUGACUGGCUCUAUGGCGAAGGGUCUGAUGCCAAGUUACAGGACUUCAAGGACAAAUUGAAGGAACUUAAGAGCUUGGUCGACCCCGUGCUCAAGCGCAGAGAAGAAGGCAGCACGCGAGAACAGGCCAUCGAGACGCUUAGGAAUAGCCUUAAUAAUGCUUCAGGAAUACUUGAUAUGAUCAAAAGCAGUAUGCAGAAGGCAGCUGAGGACGCUGUCUCGAGUGUCAGCUCGGUCGCUACUGCAGUCUCCGAAAGUGCUUCCUCGAUAGUGGCACCCUCCGCAGGCGCAGAUGAUCUCGAAGACGAGCCAUACUCGAGCACGAGCCAAGGUGCAACCUCAGAGUCUGACUAUGCAACGCCAAAGCCCUACGAAUAUACUCAGGAAGAUUUAAGUAGUAUCGAGAAGGUCUACGACACCGCAUCGUCGUGGCUUGAGCAAAAGUUAGCUGCUCAGGAGAAGCUAUCACCUUAUGAAGACCCGGCUGUCCUGGUGGCAGAGGUCGAGGCGAAAGCCAAACAAGUUGGAGCAGCAGUAUCAGACGUCAUCAUGAAGCAAAUAAAGGUGCAGCAAGCACUAAAGCCGAAGAAAAGCAAGACUACGAAGAAGUCUAAGAAGAGCAAAGCCAGCUCAACAGGUACAACGUCGGAAACUGUAGCCAACGAGCCGGGUACUACUUCGACUGCAAGCGCAACAACGAGUGUCAAGGACGAGUUAUGA
Lithohypha guttulata is the source of this 2949-nucleotide messenger RNA. It is a transcript of the gene LHS1, whose product is annotated as lumenal Hsp70 protein. Bases 1 to 2949 code for a protein of 982 amino acids. The transcript has a single exon. Gene Ontology annotation, molecular function: ATP-dependent protein folding chaperone; ATP binding. Gene Ontology annotation, biological process: endoplasmic reticulum unfolded protein response. The record is from RefSeq and is a predicted model, not a curated record. Lineage: Eukaryota; Fungi; Ascomycota; Eurotiomycetes; Chaetothyriales; Trichomeriaceae. Gene Ontology annotation, cellular component: endoplasmic reticulum chaperone complex.